AUGGUUCAUUUUAAAAGAAAAUCUGAACCAAUUUUAAGUAAUUUAACUAAAAAUAAUAAAAAUAGUAAUAGCAAUAGUAAUAAUAAUGAUAAUAAUAAUAAUUUGGUAACAUCAACAUCAGCAUCUUCAUCAACAUUAACAAUUAACAAUAAUAAUAAUACAACAAUGUCAACUAAUGAUAUAAAUAAUGAAAAUAAUUCAAUGUCUAGGAGUACAGGUAUUGAAAAGCCAGCAUUGCCACCACAAGAGAAUAAACCAAAAAGACCAUUAUCAUUCUCAGUAUUUACAUUGUCACCACCACCACCAACAUCAACAUCAUCUUCAAAUUCAUUACAUUCAUCGACAGGAAGUGGCAUCAAUCGUAGUGGUAGUUGCACCCCACAAAAAAAUCAAUCACCAUCAUCCUCAUCGCUAUCAUUAUCUCCCCACCCAGUUAAUGGAUCACCCAAAUCAUUGCUUGGUUUAUCAGGCUCUACAGGCUCUCCUCCACCAUUAUCGAAAUCAACAUCAACACAUACAUUUAAAAUGCCACCAAAAACUGGUUCAAUGAUUUAUUCUGUAGUAUAUGAUAAAACUAGUUCAAAUUUAGAAGUUAUUGAUGAAGAGUUAUAUAGUAAAAUAUCAAUUCAAAGAUUGUUAUUGGGCAGAAAUAAAUUAACAGAGAUACCAGAAAGGGUUGGAGAAUUAGGAAAGCUUUCAACCAUAGAUUUAUCAUAUAAUAGAUUAUCGACAUUACCCGUUUCAUUGUCUGGUUUGUCCGAUUUAUCAACAUUAAUUUUAACUGGUAAUAAAUUUAUGAUUCCAGCAACCAAAGAAAAUUUGGAAAUUCAAUCAAUGAAAAAGCAAUUUAAUCAACAUCAACAGGAUCUAAAACCAGAACAGGAGCAGCAGCCAGAUUCACAAAACUGUAGCGGUGUUGACAAUGAAGCAAAUAAUAAUCAAGAGGUUGAAAUAUAUAAUAGUGAUGGUCUUACUGAAGAAAAGGAUAAAUUAAAUUCAAUUAAAGAAGAGAAUGAAAUCCAGGAACCAGAACAACCAGAACAACCAGAACAAUCAGAACAAUCAGAACAACCAGAACAACAAGAACAACAAGAACAACAAGAGAAGCAAGAACAACAAGAGCAAAUUAAAGAAAAUAAGGAAAUAUCUAGUAGUGGUAUUGAACAACCACCACCAAUAUCAUUAAACCAUGAACAAUUAAAUCAAGGUGGUAUUCCAUGGGAGCUAUGUUAUAAUUCUAAUUUAAAGAAAUUAGAAUUGGGCUCAAACCAAUCAAAUGAUGAUAAAUGGGAUGGAAGUAAUAUAUUGCCUUCAAAUUUAUUUUGGUUUACACAAAUUGAACAGUUAUUAGUACCAUUUUGUCAAUUACAUUCAAUUUCUAGUGAUAUUCAGCACUUAGAAUCAUUGACACAUUUGGAUAUUUCAAAUAAUAAUCUGACAGAGCUACCAGUUGAAUUGGGACAACUUUGCUAUCUAUCUACACUUAUUGCAAAUAAUAAUCAGAUUAAAGAAUUGCCACAACAAUUAACAUCACUUUCAGAGACAUUAACUCAAUUAGAUGUAUCAGAUAAUGAAAUAGAAAGUAUUCCAGAAGAUUUUUAUUAUUUAAUGUAUUUAGAAAAAUUUGAUGUAUCAAAUAAUAAAAUUAAACAUUUACCAGUAUCUCUCUUUCAAGGUGUUAAUGAAAAUUUAGGUUUAUUUUCAUUAAAGUCAUUUAAAUGUCGUAACAACCAAAUCAGUGAACUUCCAAGCAAAUUCUUUUCAACAUGUAGCCAAUUAACCCAUCUAGACCUGUCAUUUAAUCAAUUGACAGAGUUGCCUAAUGAAGGUUUGAAUUAUUUGGAAAACAUCUCUACUAUUUUGCUAUUUAAUAACAAGUUAAAAUCAAUACCAAAAGAGUUAUUUGAAGGUUCACCAGAUAGCGAGGUACAUGUCUCGGGUGACCCAAAUGCUAUGGACGAAGGUAAUAUUAAAGAAAAUUUAACAACUUUUAAUGUAUCGGGUAAUCAACUUACAGAGCUCCCCGUUAAUAUUUGGAAAUGUAAAUCAUUAUCACAACUAAGUAUUGGUUAUAAUAACUUUAAAGAAAUUGUGUUCCCAAGUCAACUGGUAUCAUAUUCACUGGAAGAAUUUUACUUAAAUGGCAAUAGCUCGAUUGAGUUUAAAGUUAACCAACCCAGAGUCGGAGCAAAUAACAACACCGUGUAUCCAGAUUUUCCAUCACUUAGAGAAUUGGGAUUAGGCUCAUGCAAUUUAUCCGAGAUACCAGAGUUUUGUAAAGAUAUUAAAAGUAUAGAGAAGUUUGAUUUAUCAAACAAUAGAAUUAAAAGCUUACCAAAUUGGAUAGGUGAGUUUGAACAUUUACUUGUAUUAUAUUUAUCAAGAAAUCAAUUAUCAACAUUACCAUAUGAAGAGUUUCAAAAUUUUAAAAAUAUGAUCAUUUUAGAUUUAGCAAUGAACCCAAGUUUAGUACUCGAUCAAUCAUUAUAUAAACAAUUAAAAGACACAACUAUUAUAACAAGUCCAUCACUUAACGAACAGCAAAUAGCAUCAAAGCUAUUGUCAACAACCACCACAUCGUCUAAUGAAUCGGAUACACCACCAUCACCUAUAUUAAAUAAACAUCAUAUGAUAAUCACUAAGUCGAAUAGAUUCGAAAUGGUUUAUUCAGAUAUGAUUGGUAGAAGACCAACUAUGGAAGAUUCAUUUAGCAUUUUUGGUAAAUUUAAUGACCAAGAUGACUAUGAUUUGGUAUCAUUGUUUGAUGGUCAUGCAGGAAAUAGAGCAGCAACAUACAGUAGUGAAUGGUUCCCAAAGAUUAUGAAAAAAUUAAUGGAUAUCUACCCAUCGCUUCCACCCCUUCAAUGGUUAAAACAAGCAUACAGCGAAAUAUCAUUACAAUUCAAAAUGUAUAUUAAUAAUGAAAGACCAGAUCUCAAAUAUUGUGGUGCAACUGCAGCUUCCCUUUUAAUCACUCGUGAUUAUUACUGUGUUAGUAAUAUAGGUGAUACUAGAAUCGUACUUUGCCAAAGUAAUGGUGUUGCUAAACGUUUAUCAUUUGACCAUAAACCAUCACUACCAAUGGAAACUAAAAGAAUUAAUAACUUGGGUGGAUAUGUAGUAUCAAAUGCUCAUACAUCAAGAGUCAAUGGUACCCUAGCUGUCUCAAGAUCAAUAGGUGAUAUUUAUAUGGAGCCAUUCGUUAUACCCGAUCCAUACCUCUCUCAAACUGUUCGUGACUUUGAAUUGGAUCAAUACCUGAUUGUUGCAUGUGACGGUAUUUGGGAUGAAAUUUCUGACCAACAAGCUUGUAAUAUAGUUUUAAAUUCUUCAUCAAUAGAAGAGGCUUGCAAUAAACUCAAAGAUUUUGCUUAUUUUUCAGGUUCUGAUGAUAAUAUUUCAGUAGUUUUAAUUAAAUUAAAAAAAUAA
Messenger RNA from Dictyostelium purpureum, 3429 nucleotides. RefSeq lists its product as uncharacterized. Gene Ontology annotation, molecular function: cation binding; protein binding. The transcript has 2 exons. The record is from RefSeq and is a predicted model, not a curated record. The coding region runs from base 1 to 3429 and encodes 1142 amino acids. Lineage: Eukaryota; Evosea; Eumycetozoa; Dictyosteliales; Dictyosteliaceae.